GCUUAUCGCCUCAACAGGGCAUCGGUGGCGCUGGCGAGGAAGGCAGCCGACGAUGUCACCAAACAAACUGGUUGUAAACGCUAUGUGGCCGGGGCAGUGGGUCCCACCAACAGAACCCUGUCUGUAUCCCCGUCUGUGGAGAGACCUGACUUCAGAAACAUCACAUUUGAUGCACUUGUAGAGGCCUACUCAGAACAGGUCAGAGGUUUAUUAGAUGGAGGCGCAGACAUCCUUCUGGUUGAAACCAUCUUUGACACUGCCAAUGCUAAGGCUGCCUUAUUUGCCAUUGACCUGCUGUUUGAAAAGAGCAAUGAAAGAAGACCUAUAUUUAUCUCAGGAACCAUCGUUGACCGGAGCGGACGGACUCUGUCCGGUCAGACAGGAGAAGCCUUUGUAGUGAGUGUAUCCCACGUUAAACCUCUAUGUAUUGGUCUGAAUUGUGCCUUAGGGGCGAUAGAGAUGAGGCCGUUCAUUGAGGCUAUAGGAAAAAGCACCACAGCUUUUGUUAUCUGCUAUCCCAAUGCAGGUCUUCCGAACACGUUUGGAGAGUAUGACGAAACUCCACAAGUAACAGCUUCUAAUUUGAAGGAGUUUGCUAUGGAUGGACUAGUGAAUAUUGUGGGAGGCUGUUGUGGGACCACUCCAGGACACAUCAGAGCCAUAUCUGAAGCAGUCAAACAUUGCCAGCCAAGGGUUCCUGCUGCUGAUGUUUAUCAAGACUACUUGCUGCUGUCAGGUCUAGAGCCAUUCAAGAUUGGCCCUUACACCAACUUUGUUAACAUUGGUGAGCGCUGCAACGUGGCUGGGUCACGCAAGUUUGCCAAGCUGAUCAUGGCAGGAAACUAUGAGGAGGCUCUAAGCAUUGCUAAGGCCCAGGUGGAGAUGGGGGCCCAGGUCCUGGAUAUAAACAUGGAUGAGGGGAUGCUGGAGGGGCCAACAGCUAUGGCCCGAUUUUGUAACCUAAUUGCUUCUGAACCAGACAUUGCACGGGUUCCUCUGUGUAUUGACUCCUCCAACUUCUCAGUGAUUGAGGCCGGGUUGAAAUGCUGUCAGGGGAAGGGUAUAGUCAACAGUAUCAGUCUCAAGGAAGGAGAGGAGGAGUUCUUGCUCAGAGCUGCCACUGUGAAGCGCUACGGAGCAGCUGUGGUGGUCAUGGCUUUUGAUGAAGAGGGACAGGCCACAGAUACAGGCCGUAAAGUGGAGAUCUGCACUCGGGCCUACAAACUGCUGGUUAGCAAAGUGGGAUUUGACCCAAACGACAUAAUCUUUGACCCCAACAUCCUCACCAUUGGUACAGGCAUGGAGGAACACAAUGAGUACGCUGUCAACUUCAUCAGAGCCACCAAACAUAUCAAGGAGACAUUACCAAGAGCCAGAGUGAGUGGAGGUCUGUCCAACCUGUCUUUCUCCUUCAGAGGGAUGGAGACCAUCAGAGAAGCUAUGCACGGAGCAUUUCUCUACCAUGCUAUCAAGGAUGGUAUGGAUAUGGGGAUAGUGAAUGCUGGGAACCUGCCAGUCUAUGAUGACAUAGAUAAACAGCUGCUGUUACUGUGUGAAAACCUCAUCUGGAACAGAGACCCAGAUGCUACUGAAAAACUACUGGCCUAUGCACAGGACAAUGUGAAAGGAGAGAAGAAGGUGGUUCAGACAGAUGAGUGGAGAGAAGGAAGUGUGGAGGACAGGUUGGAGUAUGCACUCAUUAAGAGUAAUCGACCUUGGAGUGAUGGUUCCCUGUGAUAAGAUCCUCAGAGAGGCCACCAGACAGAAAGCAGAUAUCAUUGGUUUGUCUGGUCUCAUCACCCCUUCCCUGGAUGAGAUGAUCUAUGUAGCCAAAGAGAUGGAGAGACUGCAAAUUACAACACCACUGCUGAUUGGAGGAGCCACCACAUCAAAGUAUUGGUCUGACAGAGUCCCUGGCCAUGACGCCUGCUGCCUCAGUUUCUGGACUUUACUUCUCCAACCUUCAGGCCUCAUAUUUCGCUGUGGGAAAGAUCACCAAGGAGCAGGUGGAGGACUAUUCAAGGAGGAAGGAGAUGAGUGUGGAAGAGGUGGAGAGAUGGCUGGCUCCCAUACUGAGUUAUGACAGUGAGGCGUAGAGGGUGACCGCUCCAGCAGUAAACUGGACCACAGAGGGAUCAGCACAGGGCACAACGGGCACAGAAUCAGGUUUAAAGUCCAAUCAUUGUGGACCAUCCACUGUGGCUGCUUACACUGACAUCCCAUAGUAUAUGAUUUACCUUUAUAGAAGCACACUAGGCCUUAUUAUUUUACUUAACUAUUUUUGCUGUACAUUUCAGAAUGGACCAGAAAUGUUUUUUCAAUCCUCUGUGCAAACAGGUUAUUUGCUGAUUCUAAAAUAUUUUAAAAUCAUUGUUUUCUAUUUCAUGCAUCAGUCUUGAUGUUUUCUUAAAUAGGUCGUUGAACAUAUUGGAAAUUUGCAUUCUUUCUUAGAGUGAAACGAGGAGUUUAAUAUAAGUGUAAUUUCUGUGUGUACAGAGAUGGGGACAGUAUGUGCUUAGCCUAGCUUAACAUACAAACUGGAAGCAGGGGGAAGCAGCUAGCCUGUCUCAGCCAAAGUUUAAAAACAAACCUACCAACGGCUCUAAAGCUCAUUGAUUAUCCAUCGAAACUGUACUACAGGCAGAGAUGCUACAUAGAUGUAGUACCAAUGAACACCCUUUGGUACCUUUUUGCUUGUACAGAGACCAAAACUAAACUUUGCAACAUCACUGUGACAACCAUUGACAUAUGUAAAGAUGGAAGUUGCAUCUCCACUUCCUCGUACUUUCCAAAAAAAACUGCAAUAUUGAAGUCCUGCCCAUACCCCUAGCUCAAUCACAAGCAGGGCUCAGGUGUCAGUCAUCAUAACCCUUUUUAUAGCUUCAAAUAACUAAUUAAAACUGAAUGUAUCAGAAAAAUGAACACUUGAACAUAUAUUGGCAUGUUUAAAAACUACCUAAAAUGACAGAAACCAUCUUUGAAAGAGAAUAAUUUGACGUGUACUUUUAGUUUGGCUUAUGUCCCAUGUGCUAACAUGGAGGCAGCCAGCUUCAUGACCUAUACUGCAGUCAGCCACUAGAGGGCGAUUGAGAUGUUUUAGCUUCACUUCUGAAGAGCUGUCAUGUCUCAAUAUGCUAUGCUAGGCUAACCACAUCUCUCCAGCUCUGUACUGAUAUGAAGUCGAUCUUUUCAUCUCACUCUGGGACAGAAUCAUUCAUUUUCCAAUCAAAAAGUACUUAGGUUAACGGCCCAAAGUAUAAAUACAACUUCCUUUAAAUCUUCAAUUCACACAAAAUCCAAUUUCAAAUAAGUUUUAGAUUUGUAUGUGGAAGUAAAUGUAUUUAUUCCAGUUUUUAAUCAUUAUUAUGUGAAAU
Molecule: messenger RNA, 3374 nt
Organism: Morone saxatilis (striped sea-bass)
Lineage: Eukaryota; Metazoa; Chordata; Actinopteri; Moronidae
Gene: mtr
Product: 5-methyltetrahydrofolate-homocysteine methyltransferase
Biological process (GO): pteridine-containing compound metabolic process
Molecular function (GO): cobalamin binding; zinc ion binding; methionine synthase activity
Source: RefSeq, a predicted model, not a curated record